This is a messenger RNA of Astyanax mexicanus (Mexican tetra), 1699 nucleotides long. It is a transcript of the gene cxcl32b.1, whose product is annotated as chemokine (C-X-C motif) ligand 32b, duplicate 1. The transcript has 4 exons. The record is from RefSeq and is a predicted model, not a curated record. Gene Ontology annotation, molecular function: CCR chemokine receptor binding; chemokine activity. NCBI's taxonomy places the organism in Eukaryota, Metazoa, Chordata, Actinopteri, Characiformes, Acestrorhamphidae. The coding region runs from base 159 to 674 and encodes 171 amino acids. Gene Ontology annotation, biological process: immune response; neutrophil chemotaxis; inflammatory response. Gene Ontology annotation, cellular component: extracellular region.
GUGAUUGGUGGGGGUUGGUGGUGUUGGUAAGGGUGAGUGAGUGAGUGCGUGUGUGGUUGGAAGUACUGAAGUAUUAUUUCCCCUCUCUAGCGUGUAUAAAGAUACUGAGAGGGGCAUCUAUCAGACAUCAGAGAUCAGAGUCUGCAGAGUCUGAGAAGAUGAGAACUGAACUACUGUGUUUGAUUGCGGCGCUGCUGCUGACAGCCAUCCUGUGCCAAGCAGAGACUGGACCAGUUGGCAAAUGUAAAUGCCUCAGGACUUCAAACACUGUUCUUCAAGUCCAAAGAGUAAAGAGUUACUAUGUGCAGAAAUCAGGCCUCUGCCAUGUUGAUGCUGUUGUAUUCACAACUGUGAGAGGAAUCGCUGUUUGCUCAGACCCCAAGAAGCCCUGGGUGAAGAAAGCCAUGACAGUAGUGGAUGCAAGAACAAAAGCUUCUUUACCACCGUCUUCACCAGCAGUUCCUACCAAGACUGCUGCUUCUAGACCCACACGGAUUACAACAGACCUGAAGGAGCUUUUGGUGAGCAAAACCAUGACUUCAGUGGAUUCAAGAAGGCCAACAGCUUCAUUAUUAUCAGCAAUUCUGACAAAGACUACUGCUUCUACACCCAAAUGGAGUACAGAAACAACAGGUGACUUGGUUCUCACUUCACAAGAAAAAAUCAUCUGUUGAAUCAGAAUGACACUCAUGUUCAUACCUUUCCAUUUUCUGUUUUUCUUUAAAAACAAAACAAACCAUAUGAAUGUUCCACUAGAAAUAUAAUCUUUUUGCAUUUACUUGUGUGAAAUGUGGGAAGCUUUUUCCCCUUCUCUAAAGCUGCCAUUUUGGAGAUACAAGAUAAGAGAGUUUUUGGAUGAGACACCAAUGCGUGUUCUUGAAUGGUUAGUCUUUAAAGCCAAUUUUCAAAAGCUUUCUUUUGUAUGUACUGUAUAUUUUUCCUUUAUUGGAAAAUUAGGAAUUUGCUUUUAUAUUAAAAUGUUUAAGAUUUCUGUUGCGAGAGAGCGACAAUAUUCUCCUUCUGUUCUUGAAUAGUCAAAAUUUGAAGUUAUAGCUUAUUUGUCAGAUAUAUUUUUCAUUCUUUUCAUAUCUUAAAAAAACACAAAUAAACAAAAAGUAAAUAGAAUAUACGAAACACAAUGAACAAAGAAUACAUAGCAAAUAUGUAAAAAAAAAAAUCACACAUAACAAAUAUAUAUGAAACACAAUUAAUAUAUAACCUAUAUAUAAUAGCUAAAAACAAAGAUAUUAAAAAGAUGUAAUUUGGUCUGUCCUUAUCGUUCAUGCAGUCUGUGAUUGUUAUACAUUAAAGCUGAUCUGAUCACUUUUUUGUUUUUUUUGUGUGACGAUGUGCUUUUACACUGGCAACCUUCUUUUAGUGAAGGAUUCAAAGCCCACAGAAACAAAGGACUGUCACAUUUCUGUCUGUAUAAGUGUAUAAUUUAUUUACGCCACUCUGACUAUAUAAUUGUACGGUGUCUACUCUGCUAUAUCUUCCUCACUGUAUUAGUGAAUGGUCAGUUCUCAACCUUCAUCUGACCACUGCUUGUGCUCUGGUAGUCUGAACUAUCUGAGUUUAGAAGUUACCCAGUAGCUGACUGUAUUAGGUAUUGUGAAGUUAUGAAUGUAUCAGAUACUAUAUAUAUAUAUAUAAUACUAUUUUUUAUGCUUUUCUUUUAAUAAAUGUGUACUAUACUGAA